AUGGCGGAGUCCGGUCCGUUUAGAGGUCUGCCCCGGAUCCCGAGGGCUGCGGCCUCAAUUCCUGGAAAUCUGCACCUGGUUCUGGUUCUGAAGCCCAAAACUCAGUCUCAGGGCACUGGCACAGACCUGGGCUUCCGCUUCUCUCAAGACGAUUUCACCAUCAAAAUGCCUGUGAUCAUGCUGAGUUCAGUCACUGAUCUACUGCGAUAUAUUGAUGAGAACCAGUUGAGUGCUGAUUUCAGUGGAACUCUUGAGUGCUGCUCCACAGACUGGAUCGUCCUGAGGACGGCGAUAGAGAGUUUUGCGGUGAUGGUGAAGGACAUCGCUCAGCUGCUGCAGGUGUUUGGAACUGAACUGGCUGAGACUGAACUGCCCGAGGAACCAAACGCCAUCGAGUACCUGCUCCACUCUCACACUGACAAGUACAGACAGAUGAAGGAUGACAUUCGCUUGGUGAUGAAGGAGGGACGUCAAAUCCUGUCCAAUCUGGAAGGCGUUAAAAGGACAGAGGACAGAGACAUCACUCAGGACAGAGACACUGUACAGAGGCUCCUAACCCAGCUCAGGGACAUGGAGAUGGCGUUUGAUGGGUUUUUUGAGAAACACCACCUGAAAAUGCAGCAGUACCUGCAGCUGCUCCGCUAUGAGCUGAGCUUUCACGAGAUGGAGGGGAAGCUGCACGACCUGAUUGGCCGAGAGAAAGCGAUUCCUGUUGCAGGAGUGACAGCGGCUCAGACAAAACAACUCCUCACUGAGCUACACACUCUCGACUCCAUCGCUGAGGAGGAGAUGGGUCGUGCUCAGAUCAUCAUCCUUCACGGUCAUCAGUUAGCCGCAAGUCAUCACUACGCUCUGGCUCUCAUCGUCCAGCGCUGUAAUGAGCUGCGCUAUCAGUGUGACACUCUGACAACUGCCCUGCGCAACAAACACACCUCACUCACACACACACACACACUGCAGCUGCACCUUGAGGAGGUGGUACGUUGGUGUGAUGAGAGUGUGUAUCUGUUGGCUGGUCAGAUGGUGGAUAAAUUCCAGUCUAAAGAAGGAGCUCAGGAAGCUCUGAUUGACAUUGAGGGACUCCUGGAGUCCAAACCAACACUCAGCUACACUACUGACACACACAUACCUGAGAUACAGGCUCAGGUGACAGCAGUGAUGGAGAAGUUCUCCUCAGUGCAAGUGAUGCUGGAGAACAGACAGGCAUGUUUGCGUAAACUCACCUGUGUUCAGGUGAGACCCAUCCAGCCUGUCUCCCCGAGACCUGAGAGCCCGACCAGCCUCAAAUCCCCGCUGUUCUCCCCCAAACACAGUUUUGAUGUAAACUCCAGUCUGAAGUUCUCCUUUGAUCUCUCUCUCCCGGGAAAAAGAACUGCACGCAAGAACAACUGCACCAAGAAGAUUGAGGUGAAGCAUGAGGAGAAUCAUGGUGGUGUGUGUCAAGAAGCAGAGGGAGCAGAGAACCCUGAACAGCAUCGAUGUCAUGUGAUGAAGGAGCUGAUUGACACAGAGAAGCUUUAUGUGGAGGAGCUGCUCAGUGUUCUACUGGGUUACAGAGCUGAGAUGGAUAACCCCACUUUGUCUCACAUCCUGCCAUCAGAGCUGAAAGACAAGAAGGAGGUUUUAUUUGGAAAUCUGCCAGAAAUUUACAAAUUUCACAGCAGAAUAUUUGUUCAGGAUCUGGAGAGCUGCAAGGAGACUCCGGAGAGAGUGGGAGCAAGGUUUCUAGAGAGAAAGGAGAAUUUUCAGGUGUAUGAGCGCUACUGUCAGAAUAAACCUCGCUCAGAGGCCAUGUGGAGGCAGUGUGCAGAUUCUCCAUUUUUCCAGGAAUGUAAGACAAAGCUGAAGCACAAAUUGGACUUGGAUUCAUAUUUACUGAAACCUGUUCAGCGUCUCACCAAAUAUCAGCUCCUGCUGAAGGAGCUGUUGAAGCACAGUACACAAUCGCAGUAUGUGUGUGAACUCGAGGGAGCACUGAAUGCCAUGCUCAGUCUCCUCAAAUCUGUUAAUGACUCCAUGCACCAGAUUGCCAUCACUGGCUAUGAGGGGGACCUGUGUGACCUGGGCCGGGUGUUAAUGCAGGGUUCGUUCAGUGUGUGGAUGAGCAGGAAGUCGUCACGUGUGAAGGACAUGGCUCGGUUUAAACCCAUGCAGAGACACCUGUUUCUCUACGAGAGGGCGCUGCUGUUCUGUAAAAAAAGGGAGGAGAAUGGGGACGGAGCCGAACGCACUGCCUGCUACAGCUUCAAACACUGCCUCAGGAUGAGUGCUGUAGGUAUCACAGAGAACAUUAAAGGAGAUGUGAAGAAGUUUGAGAUCUGGUACAGUGGGAGAGAAGAAGUGUACGUAGUGCAGGCUCCAACAAUUGAGGUGAAGUCAGCAUGGCUCAGUGAGAUCAGAAAAAUCCUCACAAACCAUCAGAAAACUAGUCAAGGUGAAGGUCAUGGUGCUGGAGACUCCCUCUCUCCUCUUCUGGUGAACAGCAUGGAGAGGGUGUCAGUCUGCAUGCCCUGGAGCCCCGCCCCUAUCGCAGGCUGCUCAGGUUGUUUUGAUGUCCCUCCUAACAGUAAGGGGGUGCCGGUGCACUCGGAUGAGUCAGGGAGUUCUAGUCCUGUUCUGACGGACCCUGUGAUGUUCUCACCUCGACCACAGAACCGCAACCGCCGCAGUUGGCCAGGAACCUCGAACUCAGUGGAUAUUUGUGAGACUUUAGAGGACUGGACCACUGACCUGUCUUUUAUCUCUGACUCGGAUGAAGACGACGAUGUCCUGCUGGUUCCUGGGAAAUACCGAGCCCUGGUGGAUCACCUGGACUGUGGGAAAGAUGAGGUCAUCAUCAAACAUGGUGAUGUCAUCCACUUACUGCAGGAGAACACAGAGGCGCUGUGGCACAUCAAAAACCUGACUCGCGGAAGUGAAGGAAAACUACCAGCUGACACCUUGCACAGAAUUCUGGGAAAUGUGGACAGAAGUCAUGUGAUCAGACCAGGCGGUGACUUUACGGCUCGGGAAAUAUAAACAGCGUGAUGAACAUACCAUGAUGAAAUCCUCCAUGUUCAAGGAAACAUCUACAUUAUUAACCAGCAUGGACGGACGGACACGCACACACACACACACACACGCAAAACAUCCAACCAAAAACAGUACUGUAUUUUCUGGACUAUCGAGUGUGUAGUGUGUGCUGGAGCGAAGUGUGUGUCACUGUUGUGUAUUAGUGUGUGUACAGUAGGUGAGAUACUCCAGCAAUUACAGCACAGUCCACAGAAACAUACAGGGUUCUGUCUGUGUGUGUGUGUGUGUGUGUGUGUGUGUACACAAACUAGUAUUGUGUAUUAUAUUGUGUUAAAAUCAGUACUUUGUGUUAAACAGGACAGAACUGCAGGUGGAAAAAAUAGUGAUCAGACUUCAACAGAAGCUCCGCCCACAUUGAUUUGGGACUCUGUGUUGGGUAAAGAUCUCACCUUUGUAGCUGCUGCAGUAAAUCGAGUUUACACUCCGUCUCCUUCUCCUACACGAGGCAUUCUGUGUGUUUUGGAUGAAUCUUUAGAUGAAUUAUAAACAGGUUAAUAGAUGUUCAGAGGUUAACUGACCUGGUUCAUCUAAAGGUAGCAGUGUGAUGUGGGUUUAGCCCAAGAGGAAGGCGGUGACUCGUAUAGUCCAGACAAUACAGUAAGCAAAGGAUGUGAUUACUUUUCUCCUCUUUUCCACUGUUCUGAACUUUUCUUCAUCACUGAACAUUUCUGACGUUAGAGACACAACCUCACACAGUCCUCACCUUCACCACCGUGUCUCACAUCGAACGUGUUUCCUGGUGAUUUCUGCAUGCAGGAGCGUCAUGAGGACUUUAUUCUGAAGGUAACGGAACAGAACUCGCUGAUGAAUUCACUGAUUUCCCAUUUCAGUGCCUUCAAGAGCAGAAUCGGUGUGAAAUGAGUCGAGUGCUGAAGCUGGCUGAGAGUGUGUGUGUGUGUGUGUAUACUCUGAUGC
Messenger RNA from Neoarius graeffei (lesser salmon catfish), 3987 nucleotides. RefSeq names its product proto-oncogene DBL (gene mcf2b). The transcript has 27 exons. Gene Ontology annotation, cellular component: cytoplasm. NCBI's taxonomy places the organism in Eukaryota, Metazoa, Chordata, Actinopteri, Siluriformes, Ariidae. Gene Ontology annotation, biological process: dendrite development; intracellular signal transduction. Gene Ontology annotation, molecular function: guanyl-nucleotide exchange factor activity; protein binding. The record is from RefSeq and is a predicted model, not a curated record. The coding region runs from base 1 to 3018 and encodes 1005 amino acids.